AUGCAAAUGCCUUUGCUGACGCCACGGCACGUAAAGUGUUUUCUCCCCUCUUCUUCUGCCACUUUGCCGGAGAGUGCUGCCAGGGGGAGAAGAGUGACUGGAGUGGUGAAAAACAGCGGAAGAACGGACACCGCGACGGCGCCGCUGUUGUGUCACGAAUCGGCGAAAGUUGGACAGCCCAGUGCAGGGCUGGUCCAUGUACCGCACGCAUUGCAGGUGCGAGAGUUAGAGGCGGAGCUGCGGCGUCUUAAGGCGGAAAACGCCAGGCUGCAGCAGGUGGAGGAGCAGUUCUGGGUACUCCUGGCGGAGAACGAGGAGUUGCAGAAAGCGGAAACUCACAGCAGGGCCCCUGUUGAGGCUUCUUACGGUUGUGGGCGACGGCACGGAGGUUCAUUUCUAGGGGGGUGCAGGAAAGAACAGAACGACGAGGAGAGCUGGCGUAUCUCUUCCUGUGUUCGUGCCCUCCGCGAGUGCAUGGAUCUUCUUUUUGCGAGGGAACUAAAUGAUGCAUCACAGGCAGAUUGCACAGAAGCUGUGAAAAAGCAGCUGGAGCAGGAGGAUUCUGUGGCAACGUAUUUGCUGUGGCUUCGCGCGAGACGAGGCAGGGGUGUUGAUGAACAUAAACCAAAUGACAUCCUUCUGCCGCAUCGUGAACAAUCCGCGAUUGUGGGAGGGGGAGAGGCUGCACCUCGCAACAAGACUUCUGUCCGGGAUGGAGUCUCGUUGGCUAUUCCUCCCUUUCAACAGGAGUUAAAUGAAACAAACACGGUGCUGUUGCGGCGCAGUCUUGAAGAUACCGAACGCCAGCUGCAAGAGACACGUGAGAUGUUGGAGCUGGCAAAUAUGAGUCGCUCCGCCGCAUUAAAGGAUUGCACCCGAAUGAGUGAACAGGUGACUACGCUCACAGAUUACCUGCAGGAGAUUCUCAGGUCUUACAAGACAUCUCAUGACUUGUGGCUGGAGAAUGAGGCGCUGAACGCGUUUGUGGAGAAGCAGGCAAGAGACAUUAAAGUGAGAGAUAAGCUUCUCGCUGAAAUGCGCGUCACAUUGCAACAGCUCAAAAACACGAGGUCCUCAGAGGAGGUCUCUCUUACUGAGACAACCGAACGAGUGCGCCGGCAGCUUCUUGAGCGUCAAGCUAUUUCCACCUCUGUAUCGAUAGGGCAGUAA
Trypanosoma rangeli is the source of this 1170-nucleotide messenger RNA. RefSeq lists its product as uncharacterized. The transcript has a single exon. Lineage: Eukaryota; Euglenozoa; Kinetoplastea; Trypanosomatida; Trypanosomatidae. The coding region runs from base 1 to 1170 and encodes 389 amino acids. The record is from RefSeq and is a predicted model, not a curated record.